Messenger RNA from Rotaria sp. Silwood1, 1348 nucleotides. Lineage: Eukaryota; Metazoa; Rotifera; Eurotatoria; Philodinida; Philodinidae. The record is from the annotation of a GenBank genome assembly.
UAAAAGUCAAACGAUGGAAUUCUUCAAUAUUUUUAUUGUUAUAGAAUAUAAAAAAUUGCAUUAAUUUUUCUAAUCAUAGUUACCAAAACUACGAUACUUUACUUUAAAAACUUUCAUUCGAAAUGAUUUGGAAUUUGUCUAUUUAAAAUGGCUUCUCAACAAUAUAAAUCAUGUUAAAAACCUGAAACUUCGUCUUGGAAGUGGUGAAUUGUAUGAAACAAAGCAAACAAUAUGGACAUCUUUUAUUGAUGCAAAUUUUUCUUCGACAAUAUUGUUUAUCUGACGUAAUAGAUAGUAUAAUAGAUUUUAAUUUUUAUAUUUCUUCUUAUUGUCGAGUAUUAUCAAUUGAUGCUGGACAAAUAAUUAAUUCAUUUCAAUUUCAUCCUCUUUUCAUUGAUCGUCAGUGGACAAAUGUAAGAUAUUUUUAUGAUCCAACAAUAUCAUAUCAACAUAUAUUUUCUACAAAUGUCAACACUACACUUCAAUUCUUUAAUGGUUUAGUUAAUUAUCCGUAUCUUUUUGAAUGGCCAAAUAUUCGACAUAUUUCGAUUAAUUUUCAUCCAUCAUUUUAUAUAUUUCUUGAAAAACUUGAUGAAAUAUUUCCCAAUGUCUCUUCUAUCACAGUUCGUAUGGGUAAAUACAUUAUUACUUCUAAAUUUUUCUUUUUAAUCUCUGCAAAUUUGACAUUGAUUGAAGAACUAUUCAUCGAAUAGAACAAAGAUUGCACCAAAUUUAGUUUCAAGAAUUUGAAUUGGUUAGUGAAGAAAAUUAUUUCACUGAAACAAAUCGCAUAUUUAAGAUAUAAUCAUGAAUAUUCUUUCAGAAAAUCUAGCACAAUGAAUUUCUAUUUGAGUAUGUGAUAAUUUUAAUUCAAUUCAUAAAAUUAAAAUUGUUCGGUCAGCUUAUGUUUAUUUAAAAGGGCUUCUCUCUCCAAACGUAAGUUCUAGAAUAAUCUGUGGAUAUUUAAUGUUUACCUCAAAAAUGACAUUUUUCUAUAUUGCUGAUACUCCACUGCUGCAGCGUUCGAAAAGGCUGAAAAAUAAAUUUCCGCUUUUCGAGCAUUCACAUGUAUUAUUUAACCACAGAUUCAGUGCCGAUUAUCGAUAUAUAAAAAGUUUUAUUGAAUAUGUUGAAUAUUGUGAAAAUAAAGUCACCAUACUAUGUCUUUUAUAUAAGAAAACAGGCUAUUUUUGUGAAUAAUUCUACAUCCUAACAGGAAGCCCCUACUUCUCCAGAAGAAGUGUACUCUAAAAUACAGAGAGUCUAUUACUGGACAGCUUUUGAGAAAGUUUCACGUUGGUACUCACUUGUUCUUCCGGCAUAAGGUUAAGCACACUAAAAUGCUAUU